Messenger RNA from Ilex paraguariensis (yerba mate), 435 nucleotides. The record is from the annotation of a GenBank genome assembly. Lineage: Eukaryota; Viridiplantae; Streptophyta; Magnoliopsida; Aquifoliales; Aquifoliaceae.
AUGGCGGCCCCAACCCAGUCCGUCCAAUGCUUCGGCCGGAAGAAGACCGCCGUUGCCGUCACACACUGCAAGCAGGGCCGUGGCCUGAUCAAAAUCAACGGUGUCCCGAUCGAGCUGGUCCAGCCCGAAAUCCUCCGUUACAAGGCAUUCGAGCCGAUCCUCCUACUCGGUCGCACCCGCUUCGGCGAAGUUGACAUGCGCAUCCGCGUUAAGGGCGGUGGUCACACCUCUCAGAUCUACGCCAUCCGUCAGUCAAUCGCCAAAGCACUCGUUGCCUACUUCCAGAAGUACGUGGAUGAACAGAGCAAGAAGGAGAUCAAGGACAUUCUGGUGAGGUACGACCGGACUCUGCUUGUUGCUGAUCCCCGACGCUGUGAGCCCAAAAAGUUCGGUGGUCGUGGUGCUCGUGCUAGGUUCCAGAAGUCCUACCGUUGA